Messenger RNA from Prunus armeniaca (apricot), 159 nucleotides. The record is from the annotation of a GenBank genome assembly. Lineage: Eukaryota; Viridiplantae; Streptophyta; Magnoliopsida; Rosales; Rosaceae.
AUGCCGAUCACUUCGUCCGCAACGCCUCCCAGAGCCGGACAGAGAGGCCAAGAGCGUGAGAGGUUCGAGCCCUACGACGAAAGCAGCAGCCUCGGCGUCUCUGGCCGCACCCAAGCGUCAGGCUACGACCAGCAUUCUCAGCCGCCGACAAAUAGCUGA